Messenger RNA from Saccharomyces mikatae IFO 1815, 486 nucleotides. RefSeq names its product mitochondrial 54S ribosomal protein bL21m (gene MRPL49). Lineage: Eukaryota; Fungi; Ascomycota; Saccharomycetes; Saccharomycetales; Saccharomycetaceae. Gene Ontology annotation, cellular component: ribosome; mitochondrial large ribosomal subunit. The transcript has a single exon. The record is from RefSeq and is a predicted model, not a curated record. The coding region runs from base 1 to 486 and encodes 161 amino acids. Gene Ontology annotation, molecular function: structural constituent of ribosome.
AUGCUAAAAUUGAAGUACAUAUGGCCCGUGGCCAGAAUUGUACCUACUUGUAGGCCUUAUAUUUGUAAUCCAUUCAGAACUUUAGCUACAACCUCAAAUAUGGGUAAUACGGAGACUAAGGCCAAUAAACUGGACACAACGCCACUAAAAUUAUCAAAUGAGUUAUAUGCAGUAUUCAAGAUUCAUAAUCGUCCAUAUUUAGUAACCGAGGGUGAUAGGGUUAUUCUUCCAUUCAAAUUGAAACAAGCAGAAGUGGGCGAUAUAUUAAAUAUGACCGAUGUAACAACUUUAGGAUCCCGAAACUACAAGCUAGUUGGUUAUCCGAUUAAUAGUUCUCUGUACACUUUGAAAGCGACUGUUGUUGGGAAGACGAAGAGGGCUUUCCAGACGAGGGAGGUGACGAAGAGAAGGAAUAGACGAAUUCGUCAUGCCAACAGCAAAGGUGAUUUAACAAUUUUAAGGAUAUCAGAACUGAGUGUAAGCUGA